GCAGGAUCAGUCCUUUACUCCGAUCAGAGAGUGCUGAGCUCUUACAAAUUGCUGCUUAUGUUUGGUUCAGUUACAGCGGGAUGAUGGCUGAUCGUUACCAGCACCCGGUUUUCUUUGAGUGUGAGAGUCUUAAAGAAGAACAUCUGACGAGAUUACAAAAAUACUUCGGUAUUCGCCGCAAAUCGGGCGGAGGAGAGUGCGGACCGGUGACCACAGUGGACGAAAACGUCUACAGUGUUGCUUUCCUAAAUAAAAAAGAUCAGCAGCGAGUUCUUCAGAGAUCAGAGCAUGUUUUGGAUCUUGAAGAUUGUCGUUUGGUGAUCUUUGUCCGAGAAAGUCUGGAAAAUUCUUCCUCCUCUCACUUCACCGCCCCCACUUCUGCUCCAGCAGAGGCACAGACUCCUGAGAACAUUCCUGCCUCGUCUCUUCCACCAAGUGAUGAAGAGUAUGAACUACAUGUUGAUAAUUAUCUCCUCCGUUACCUGAAAGAAUGUCCACAUGCUCAGCAAGAACUUGAGAACAUGCUUGCCUGUUUAGCCUGCUCUGCUCAUCUUUACUGUGAGGAGGGGAGGGUUUCAGUCAGGAGGCUCACUCAACCUGGUGCUGCAGAUGAAGUUAGUGAUUGGAAAGCUGAGGUAGACGCUCUCUUUGGUGGCUACUCGUGCCAUUAUGAGGUAAACCCUGACAAAGUUGAAGCUUUGGUUCAGUCCAGCAACUCUUGUCAGACUGCAGGUGAGGUGAAGGUGUACACAGAUGAGUCUGGGAAGGCUGUUGUUGUUGGAGAACUGUCUCUGGUUCAUGCCAGGUUGUUAGACAUCGAGCAACCUUCAAGUUUACGUGACAAUAUGGCAUCUCUGAGUUUGAGUGAGGAAAGCACAACCAUUGCUAGCUACAGCCUUUGUGAUGGGCUCCAGGUGUUUGUGUGUCAGGGUGACAUCACCAAGCAACACGCUGAUGCUCUGGUAAAUGCAGCCAAUCAGGACUUGGACCACUCUGCAGAUGUUGCUGCUGCACUGAGUCGAGCUGGUGGUCCUGAAAUACAGAGAGAGAGUGAUGAAUUAGUGAAGUGUUUUGGGAAAAUUCCCAUAGGAGAAACAGUAGUGACCACAGGGGGUAACUUAAAGUGCAAGAAACUGCUUCAUGCAGUUGUGCCUGUAGGUGGAAAAGCAAGUAAGAGAGAUAGGAUGUUACUGGAAAAAACUGUGCAUUCUGCUUUAAAGUUUUCAGAAAUAAUGGAGUUUCAGUCCAUAGCCAUUCCUUGUAUCAGCUCAGGUGUCUCUGGGGUUCCUCUCACUGUGUGCACUGAGGCAACUGUUGCUGCUGUGAAGGACUUUGGCAGUGUGGGAGGUCGAAGUCUGAGCAAAAUCAUCCUGAUUGAUAACAGAGAGGAGGCGGUGAGGGCCAUGCAGGAAGCAUGUGACAGGCUUCUCCAAGGGAUAGAUACACCUGAUGAAGAUACAGCAAGAGGAGCCACUGCCAGAGCUCCUGGAGGCAGAGUCCACAUGGAGGUUAUUCAGGGAUCGAUCGAGAGCCAACAGGUGGAUGCUUUGGUGUCUCCUAUGGUUGGCCAUGAUCCUCUCUCUACACGUGUUGGAAAUGCUUUGUUUGAAGUAGCUGGACCCGAGCUGACCACAAGGUUUAGAAAGGAAGCAGAAGAUGAAACAAUGCCUGGUGACUCAGUACUGCUGGAGGGCUUACCUGGACUUCAGUCUAAUGCAGUCUUCUUCCUCAAUCUUGUUCCCUGGGAUGGUGACCCAGAGGGUGUUGCAGUCCAGGUUCUUCGAAUGAGCAUCAACACAAUCCUAUCUUCUUGUGCGAAGAAAGGAUUCAGAUCUGUCGCUCUUCCUGUCCUCGGGGCUGGGAUGGCCCUGCAGUUUCCUGCCAGUGAAGUGGAGAGGGUGUUAAUGGAGGAAGUUUAUGUAUUUGAAGAGGAACGAGCAGGCAUCACACCACUCCUGAUCCGCAUCGUCAUUCACCCUGAUGAUGAGGAGACACACGAGACAUUUGGCUCUGUCCAAAAUGACAAAUUCACUGAAGAUUUUCACCAAAAAGACCCAGACCAAGAGUCAACUACCAUGAGGCUGGUCCUGCUGGGAAAAACUGGAUCUGGGAAAAGUCACCUGGGUAACACCAUUCUUGGAGAGGAGCUCUUUGCCACUUACCCCUCUCCAAACUCUGGAACAAUUGAAUGCCAAACAGAAACCAAAACAGUCAGUGGAAGAAGCAUCACUCUGAUCGACACCCCUGGUUUCUUUGACACAGGAAGGUCUGAGGCGGAUUUGAACUCUGAGAUAAUGAGCUGUAUGACAGAGUGUGCUCCUGGGCCUCAUGCUUUUCUCAUUGUGCUUCGAGUGGAUAAAUUCACAGAGCAUGAGCAGGCUGUCAUCACUAAGACAGUUCAGUAUUUCUCAGAUGAAGCUCUAAAAUAUGCUGUAGUUGUUUUCACUCACGGUGAUCAGCUCGACGAAAAUUUAAAAAUUGAAGAUUUUGUCAGUCAGAACAAGAAUCUGAGUGAUCUGGUGUCAAAGUGUGGUGGUCGGUGUCACGUCUUUGAUAACAAACACUGGAACAACAACCAGCCAAAUAACUACAGGAGCAACCAGUUCCAGGUGGAGGAGUUACUGAAAACAAUAGAAAAAAUGGUGGCGGAAAGAAACGGAGGCUACUACACAAAUAAAAUGCUGCAACAUGUGGAGACGGCAAUACGAGAACAGGUAGAACACAUUAGACAGUCAAUGCCAGAUAAGACCACAGAAGAGAUCAGAAAGCAGGCUAAAACUAAUGUGAUCAAUAGGUUUCUGAUCCAAAUGGCAGGGACUGGAACAGGAGCUUUGCUAGGUGCUUUUUUCGGUGUAGUAACAUUGGCUGAAUUUGCUAUCAAAGCUGUGAAGAACCCACAAUUGGUGAAUGUCGCAAAAAAGCUUUUCAGAUUUGUGCCAGCUGCACAGCAACAGAAUGCAUUAGUAGCUGCUGGAGCAGUAGGCUUGGUCGGAGCAGCAACUGGAGGAGGAAUAAUGGGAGGUGUAAUUGGAAAUGAAGCAGCUAAGGAUGCUGAGUCACCUUUAGAAGCUAUACAGAGAACAUAUAAGGCUGUAGAAGAAAAAAGAAAAUCUCUUUCUCAUGUAAGAACAUACAGUGCGAUCAGAGAGAGUGCUGAGCUCUUACAAAUCGCUGCUUAUAUUUGGUUCAGUUACAGCGGGAUGAUGGGUGAUCAGACCCAGCACCCGGUUUUCUUUGAGUGUGAGAGUCUUAAAGAAGGACAUCUGACGAGAUUACAAAAAUACUUCGGUAUUCACCGCAAAUCAGGCGGAGGAGAGUGCGGACCGGUGACGAGAGUGAACGAGAACGUGUAUAGUGUGGUUUUCCGAAAUAAAAGAGAUCAGCAGCGAGUCCUUCAGAGAUCAGAGCAUGUUUUGGAUCUUGAAGAUCGUCGUUUGGUGAUCUUUGUCCGAGAAACUCUGGAAAAUGACACCUCUCACCUCACCACCCCCACUUCUGCUCCAGCAGAGACUCCUGAGAACAUUACUGCCUCAUCUCUUCCACCAAGUGAUGAAGAGUAUGAACUACACGUUGAUAAUUAUCUCCUUCGUUACCUGAAAGAAUGUCCUCAUGCUCAGCAAGAACUUGAGAACAUGCUUGGCUGUUUAGCCUGCUCUGCUGAUCUUUACUGUGAGGAGGGGAGAGUUUUAGUCAGGAGGCGAGCUCAACCUGGUGCUGCAGAUGAAGUUAGUGAUUGGAAAGCUAAAGUAGACGCUUUCUUUGGUGGCUACUUGUGCCAUUAUGAGGUAAACCCUGACAAAGUUGAAGCUUUGGUUCAGUCCAGCAGCUCUUGUCAGACUGCAGGUGAGGUGAAGGUGUACACAGAUGAGUCUGGGAAGGCUGUUGUUGUUGGAGAACUGUCUCUGGUUCAUGCCAGGUUGUUAGACAUUGAGCAACCUUCAAGUUUACGUGACAAUAUGGCAUCUCUGAGUUUGAGUGAGGAAAGCACAACCAUUGCUGGCUACAGCCUUUGUGAUGGGCUCCAGGUGUUUGUGUGUCAGGGUGACAUCACCAAGCAACACGCUGAUGCUCUGGUAAAUGCAGCCAAUCAGGACUUGGAGCACUCUGCAGGUGUUGCUGCUGCACUGAGUCGAGCUGGUGGUCCUGAAAUACAGAGAGAGAGUGAUGAAUUAGUGAAGUGUUUUGGAAAAAUUCCCAUAGGAGAAACAGUAGUGACCACAGGGGGUAACUUAAAGUGCAAGAAACUGCUUCAUGCAGUUGUGCCUGUAGGUGGAAAAGCAAGUAAGAGAGAUAAGAUGUUACUGGAGAAAACUGUGCAUUCUGCUUUAAAGUUUUCAGAAAUAAUGGAGUUUCAGUCCAUAGCCAUUCCUUGUAUCAGCUCAGGUGUCUCUGGGGUUCCUCUCACUGUGUGCACUGAGGCAACUGUUGCUGCUGUGAAGGACUUUGGCAGUGUGGGAGGUCGAAGUCUGAGGAAAAUCAUCCUGAUUGAUAACAGAGAGGAGGCAGUGAGGGCCAUGCAGGAAGCAUGUGACAGGCUUCUCCAAGGGAUAGAUACACCUGAUGAAGAUACAGCAAGAGGAGCCACUGCCAGAGCUCCUGGAGGCAGAGUCCACAUGGAGGUUAUUCAGGGAUCGAUCGAGAGCCAGCAGGUGGAUGCUUUGGUGUCUCCUAUGGUUGGCCAUGAUCCUCUCUCUACCCGUGUUGGAAAUGCUUUAUUUGAAGUAGCUGGACCCGAGCUGACCACAAGGUUUAUAAAGGAAGCAGAAGAUGAAACCAUGCCUGGUGACUCAGUACUGCUGGAGGGCUUACCUGGACUUCAAUGUAAUGCAGUCUUCUUCCUCAAUCUUGUUCCCUUUGAUGGUGACCCAGAUGGAGUUGCAGUCCAGGUUCUUCGAAUGGGCAUCAACACAAUCCUAUCUUCUUGUGAGAAGAAAGGAUUCAGAUCUGUCGCUCUUCCUGUCCUUGGUGCUGGGAUGGCCCUGCAGUUUCCUGUCAGUGAAGUGGAGAGGGUGUUAAUGGAGGAAGUUCAUGUAUUUGAAGAGGAGCGGGUGGGCAUCACACCAUUUCUGAUCCACAUCGUCAAUCAGGCCAAUGACGAGGAGACACAUGAGGCAUCUGAUGUUGUCCAAACUGACAAAUUCACUCAAAAAGUCCAAGAUCCAGAGUCAACAACGAUGAGGCUGGUCCUGCUGGGAAAAACUGGAUCUGGGAAAAGUCACUUGGGUAACACCAUUCUUGGAGAGGAGCUCUUUGCCACCUACCCCUCUCCAAACUCUGGAACAUCUAAAUGCCAAACAGAAACCAAAACAGUCAGUGGAAGAAGCAUCACUCUGAUCGACACCCCUGGUUUCUUUGACACAGGAAGGUCUGAGGAAGAUCUAAAGCCUGAGAUAAUGAGCUGUAUGACAGAGUGUGCUCCUGGGCCUCAUGCUUUUCUCAUUGUGCUUCGAGUGGAUAAAUUCACAGAGCAUGAGCAGGCUGUCAUCACUAAGAUAGUUCAGUAUUUCUCAGAAGAAGCUCUAAAAUAUGCUGUAGUUGUUUUCACUCACGGUGAUCAGCUCCACAAAAAGAUGAAAAUUGAAGAUUUUGUCAGUCAGAACAAAAAUCUGAGUGAUCUGGUGUCAAAGUGUGGUGGUCGGUGCCACGUCUUUGAUAACAAACACUGGAACAACAACCAGCCAAAUAACUACAGGAGCAACCAGUUCCAGCUGGAGGAGUUACUGAAAACAAUAGAAAAAAUGGUGGCGGAAAGAAACGGAGGCUGCUACACAAAUAAAACGCUGCAACAUGUGGAGACGGCAAUACAGAAACGGGUUGAGCACAUUAGACACUCAAUGCCAGAUAAAACUGCAGAAGAGAUCAGAAACCAGGCUAAAACUGAUGUGUGCAACAGCUUUCUGACCAAACUGACAGGGAUUACAACAGGAGCUUUGCUCGGUGCUUUUUUUGGUGUAGCAGCAAUGGUUGGAUUAGCUAUCACAGCCAUGAAUAACGUAAUGUUAAUGAACGCUGUAAAAAAGGCUCCAGCAUUAAUGGGAGUGUCGGCAGCAGCAACAGGAGAAACAACAUUAGUAGUUGCUGGAGCCACAGGUCUGGCAGCAGCAACAGCAGGAGGAGUAUAUGGUGGCUUGCUUGGAUAUGAAGCAGCUAAGGAUGCUAAGUCACCAUCAGAAGCUGCACAGAGAGCAUAUGAGGUUAUAGUGGAGAAAGGAAAGUCUUUUAUCAGGUUUAAGUGAGAUAUUUUUUAAUAAUUAUUAUCCAGUUAGUGAAAAGGAAAAAAAGAAUCUUAUUAUUUUUUGAUGUUCUUACACUACACAUAUUAGUACUACAUACAUCAAAGAAAACAUUUUAAUUAUCUGGAGUCAGUUUUGUUGGCAAAUAGCUGAAGAGAUGAGAAACCAGGCUAAAACUGAUGUGAUGUGAAUGAUCCAAAUGACAGGGAAUGAAACUGGGCCUUUGCUCGGUGUUUUUUCGGUGUAGUAACACUGGCUGAAUUUGCUAUCAAAGCUGUGAAGAACCCAGAACCGGUGAAUGUUGCAACAAAGUGUUUCACAUCAGCACAUGUGCCAGCUGCAGAAGAUCAAACAGCACAAAUAGUUGCUGGAGCAGUAGGCUUGGUGGGAGCAGCAGCAGCAGGAGGAGGAGGUGUCAUUGGAAAUGAAGCAGCUAAGAAUGCAGAGUCACUUUCAGAAGCUGUACAGAGAACAUAUAAGGCUGUAGAAGGAAAAGGAAAAUCUCUCACUCAGUUAAAAUAAUUUUUUUUUACAAUAAUCAGAUAUUCCUGUAAACAUUUGAUUAUUUCAUUUCCUUUUGAUGUUGUUAUAUUACAAAUAAUGUUUACAUUUUUAAAAGGUGGUACACAUUACAUAGCACUUUAUUCAAUAACAAAUGUUUGCCUGAUAGCCUUUUGGUGGUGGGAACAUAUUGUUUGGUGUGUUUAUGAGAGAUUUUUGUUGAAUAUGUUUGUGAGCCAUAAAAAAUUAAAACGUCGACUUUAAAGAGGCUCACAAGGUCUAUAAGUAUGAUAGUUAUGUUUGUGAGGUUGUUCCUUGAUCUAGCUAGUGCCUCAGUCCACUGUGAUCCUAAUUUUUCAUACAAUUGUGACUAAAAGAGAAGAGUGUUUGGGACCAUGAAACACAUCAGACUACUGAAGACUGAAGAAAUUAGGUUGUGUUUGAUUUUUCUGAAAUUGUCAAAUCUCUAUUUUUACUUAACUGUAAAUGAUCUGAUAAUGAUAGGACUACUUGAUAUAUGUGUGAUAUAUUGGUGAUGUGAUUGAAGGAUGAAAGAUGGCUUAUUAAACAAUAAAAACACUAAUUUCCCAAAA
This is a messenger RNA of Oreochromis niloticus (Nile tilapia), 7327 nucleotides long. RefSeq lists its product as uncharacterized. The transcript has 14 exons. The coding region runs from base 81 to 6236 and encodes 2051 amino acids. NCBI's taxonomy places the organism in Eukaryota, Metazoa, Chordata, Actinopteri, Cichliformes, Cichlidae. Gene Ontology annotation, molecular function: GTP binding. The record is from RefSeq and is a predicted model, not a curated record.